Messenger RNA from Megalops cyprinoides (Indo-Pacific tarpon), 2851 nucleotides. RefSeq names its product protein kinase C-binding protein NELL2-like. The transcript has 20 exons. The coding region runs from base 32 to 2470 and encodes 812 amino acids. NCBI's taxonomy places the organism in Eukaryota, Metazoa, Chordata, Actinopteri, Elopiformes, Megalopidae. The record is from RefSeq and is a predicted model, not a curated record. Gene Ontology annotation, molecular function: protein binding; calcium ion binding.
GAAAACAUGGACUAAUUUGUUCUGAUUCAUAAUGGGAUUAUUAAGACUUUCUUUUUUGCUCUGUAUAUUUUGCAUCUUUUCAGUUGUAGGUUUUGGGGUCGAUCCCGCUUUGCGCAUCAACGUUUUCGAUGAAAUUAAGCUUGGCGAGUCCUUUGCUGGAGUUUCCCAAGUUCAAGGCUUCCACAACGAGAGCAGAGCCUUUUUGUUCCAAGGUACGGAGAGGAAUUUGAAAGCUCCUGCUGAUGCGGCCGAGCGGAUGCUGGAGAAGCUGAGGAACAGGAAUGAAUUCACCGUCCUGGUUACGCUGAAGCAGGAGCAGCUCAAUUCUGGAGUCAUCCUCUCCAUCCAUCACGCAAAACAGAGAUUUCUGGAGCUGGAGAGCAGCGGUCAGCGCAAUGAGAUCCGGCUGCACUACCGCACCCGGAGCCAGCAGCCGCACAGCGAGAUCUUUCCCUACACCCUGGCAGACAACCAGUGGCACAAGGUGUCCGUCGCCUUGAGUGCCUCCCACAUCCUGCUGCACGUGGACUGCAACAGGAUUUAUGAAAGAGUGGUGGAGACACCGAGCAUGGAUAUACCCAGAGAGGCAUCCUUUUGGCUUGGACAAAGAAACGGCGCGCAUGGCUUCUUUAAGGGGAUAAUGCAGGAUGUUCAGUUGCUUGUUAUGCCUCAAGGAUUUAUAACCCAAUGCCCAGACCUGAACCGCACUUGCCCUACUUGCAAUGACUUUCAUGGACUUGUCCAAAAGAUAAUGGAAUUGCAGGACAUCUUAGCCAAAACAUCCAGCAAGCUGUCCAGGGCAGAGGAGAAAAUGAAUGGCCUGGACAGAUGCUAUUGUGAGAGGACCUGCAGCAUGAAGGGGGAGGUGUACAGGGAGGGCGAGUCGUGGACAGAUGGCUGCAGGAACUGCACUUGCACGAACGGGACUGUGCAUUGUGAGACCGUUUCCUGUCCCCCUCUUCGCUGCCCCCCAGACUCCGCUCCCGCCUACAUGGAAGGAGCAUGCUGCAAAAUAUGCCAGAGUGUAUGCUUGUUCAGAGGGAGAGUGUACGUGGAGGGUGAAAAGAAAGCCGUACGAGACUCUACAGGAAAGUGUUUACUGCUGAAAUGCAGGGACAGGAGGAUGCAUCGGGUGGAGAGCACACCCUGUCCUGACCUGAGCUGCCCUGAGUCCGAGCAGAUAACCCUGACCGAUAGAUGCUGCAAAGUCUGUAAAGGCCAUGAUUUCUGUGCCGAGGGCCACGGCUGCCUGGAGAACUCUGACUGCGUCAACCUGGAGGCCGGAUCCUGCUGCAGCUGUAAGGAUGGCUACCGAGCGCUUCGAGACGACAGCGCCUACUGUGAAGAUGUGGACGAGUGCGCGGAGGGGAAGCACUACUGCAGGGAGAACACGGUGUGCAUGAACACCCCGGGCUCCUUCAUGUGCAUCUGCCGGAGCGGCUACAUCAGGAUCGAUGACUACUCCUGCACAGAGCAUGACGAAUGCGCGACCGGGCAGCACAGCUGUGACGAGAAUGCGCUGUGUUUCAACACCGUGGGGGGCCACAGCUGCUCCUGCAAGCCCGGCUUCUCGGGGAACGGGACGCACUGCAAAGUUUUGUGCGAUGGCAUGUGCCAAAAUGGAGGCACCUGUGUUUCUCCCAACACCUGCGUCUGCCAACAAGGAUUUACAGGGGAGAGGUGUGAAACAGACAUUGACGAAUGCGCCGACGGCUUUGUGGAGUGUGACAGCAGAGCCACCUGCAUGAACCUGCCAGGCUGGUACCACUGCGAGUGUCGGGACGGCUACCACGACAACGGGCUGUUCUCACCCAACGGGGAGUCCUGCGAAGACAUCGAUGAAUGCGGCACUGGGAGAAACAGCUGUGCCAAUGACACCGUUUGCUUCAACCUGGAUGGUGGAUAUGACUGCAGGUGUCCCCAUGGGAAGAACUGCACAGGGGACUGCAUCCACGACAACAAAGUGAAGCACCAGGGCCAGAUCUGGGUCCUGGAGAACGACAGGUGCUCUGUGUGCUCCUGUCAGAGCGGGCUGGUCAUGUGCCGCAGGAUGGUGUGCGACUGCGAGAACCCCACGGUGGACCUCUUCUGCUGCCCGGAGUGCGACCCUCGUCUCAGCAGCCAGUGCCUGCAUCAGAACGGGCUGCGGGCGUACGGCAGCGGGGACACCUGGGUGGAGAACUGCCAGCAGUGCCAGUGUGUGCAAGGUGAAGUGGACUGCUGGCCCCUGUCCUGCCCACCCGUGGACUGCGAGUUCACAGUGGUCCCCGAGGGAGAGUGCUGUGCUCGCUGUGUCACUGACCCCUGCCAGGCUGACACCAUCCGCAAUGACAUCACUAAGACCUGCACGGACGAGCACGGCGUCGUGCGCUUCAGCGGGUCCUCCUGGAUCAAACACGGCACAGAGUGCACCCUCUGCCAGUGCAAGAACGGACACGUCUGUUGCUCAGUGGACCCCCUGUGCCUCUAGUAGCAGGAAGAAGAUCUCAAGGCUUUGUACAGUGCUGUCCCGAACAACUGCGCCCCACAUUCACAAACUUCUUUAUACCAAAUACAAGUAUGUAUCAAAGCGAACAGAUAAUGGACUGCCCACUGACUCCCCUAUGUGUCCAUUGUCACGGCUCCAGGCAGCCACCUGCAUUGAGGAAAGCUCAUCUUAAACAUGACUCUGUAAAAAAAAGUGCGUAUACUGGCAUGACUGUACUCAGUGCUGACCAUUGGCUGGUUUGUAAUAUUUUCAAUUGUAAAGGAUUUUCGGUGUCCUGAAUAGUGAUGGUUCCACGUGUUUCCUACAUUUUGAAAGUCGUCUGUAUUAUGUUGCUUGGCAGCAGUUUGUUCAUUUCUUGUUUAA